UACUUUAAAUUUAAUGAAGCAGAUAAUUUCUAUCCCGGAAAUAAUGUAUUAGGCCUAUUAUUAAAAAAUUUAUGCUUAUUAACAGUUAAAAAGCCUGAUAACGAUAAUAUUAUGAAAGAAAUUCCUAUGAAAGAGCGUCAGCAAAUUUACUUGUUUCUUAGAAACUUAGUGUUCGAUGAAGACGGAAAUCAUGAGCAUUGGUUUAUAUAUAAUAGCAAAAAACAGCUUAUUGAUACGAUAAAUGAAUACCGUACCAUCAAUGAUCAUUCUAAGAAAAAUGAAAUUGAAGACUAUGCUUCAUCGCUUAUUCGUGAUGUUAUUAACAUAUUUUAUUUUCGAAGAUAUACAUGUGAACGAAUUAUAAAUUAUAUGUGGAUUAAAAAUAACGAGCCAAUAGAUCCUCUCUCUAUGAAUGAAGUUUGGGAUGACGAUGUCAACGUUGAUAAUAUGGUAGUUCAAUUUUGCUCAUUUCCACUUUUUGGAACGGAUUUAGAAAAUUUAGAUAAAAGACAAGCAUGGUUUCGAGCACACAUUGAACCACAUAAUGCAUUUACAUUAAGACAACGUGGAAUGACCCUUUAUAUGUUAUCAAUGUAUAAAAAUGCAUUGUCUGACUUAUCCAAAACACUAAUACCAGAAAUUAGAAGCAACGCAUUUAAUUCAAGUGAUCGUGAAGAAUG
Messenger RNA from Cetraspora pellucida, 680 nucleotides. The record is from the annotation of a GenBank genome assembly. Lineage: Eukaryota; Fungi; Glomeromycota; Glomeromycetes; Diversisporales; Gigasporaceae.